Messenger RNA from Drosophila virilis, 1559 nucleotides. RefSeq names its product transmembrane protein 170A. NCBI's taxonomy places the organism in Eukaryota, Metazoa, Arthropoda, Insecta, Diptera, Drosophilidae. The record is from RefSeq and is a predicted model, not a curated record.
AUUUACCAAAGCGUUCCAGCCCGUUGCCAUGUAAAAUAGAACGCAGUCGAAGAAAAACUAAUAAUAAUUAAAAUAUUUUAGUAUUUAAUCAAGUGUAUAUCAAUUGUGCAUAACGACACAAUACACUAAAUAACGCGAUGUGCUUUAAAUAGUUAAUCAAAAAACCCUAGCUAGGAGUUGGUGAAUCACUGCCGCUGCAAGUGCUAUUUUGGUGUGGCCUUUUUAAUCGAUUCCCGUUUUGCCAGCGCCAAAAGAAAACAAAGCAAAAUAUUUGUUCAGCGCACAAGGGCAAAACAACAUACUAGGCUUAUAAGAGCGACUGGAACGGGUGCGGAUCACACGCAAGGAUCAAACUGAGUUAGUGUAUGUAUGUGUGCGUACGUACGCACGUGCGUGUGUGUGUGUGUUCCUUGACAAUGCCCAACACAAUUAACUACAAUGCACAGUGCUUUAUUUACACUUUCCAGCUGCACAUUGAUCAGACCGACGCGAAUCGUAGCUAAAAAAACGGCAGCAACAAAAAACAAAUGACCAAAACGCGACGUCGGAGCAACGGAAAAGCAAUAAUUAAACGUAUUUAAUAGCAACUACUAAAAACAACAUCUACAACAACAAGAACAACAACAACAAUCACUGGGUACUUCCAAUAAUUGUAGCCAAAAUUCUACGAAUUCAGGAUUAUAAAUACAUUUACACUCACUGCUUGCCCAUCCUGCUGGCCAUGUACUCGGAGCCCAUCGAUACCGAUGAGCUGGACGCCAUUGUCGAUGUGGUUGGGCUGCGCUCCCAGGCGCGGCUCAACACGUUCCGCGAGAUGUGGUACCAUGUCUUUCUGUGGGCCUUCUUCUCAUCAAUAUUUAUACACACCUGCGCCGCCUUGGUGGCAUUUGUGACACUGCGCCGGCACAAGUUUGGACGCUUCUUUUCCAUACUGAUACUGGUUAUGGGAUUCGUAUCGCCUGCGAGCAGCGGCAUCAUUAGCAGCGCUGUGAUCGCAUUUGUCCAUCGCGCUUCCAGCCUGCCCAUGUCACCGAUCUAUGCUCUCUUCUGGGGCGUCGGACAGACCAUCUUCUCGGCCUGCCUGGGCUUCUUUCGCAUUCUGGCCACGCUGUAGAAAGAUGCGACGAACUGACUUUCACAUUGGCACCCACACCCAUCUCUUUAUUUAUGUCAAAAUCCUUUGUCAAAUACGUAGCUCUCAUCUGUAUAUGAUUGGUAUAUAUAUGUUUUUGCCUAGUUACAUAUAUUUGAAUUAAUAUCGUAUAGAAUUUUUGUUAAUUUAGAAAAUCGAAAAUCUGUAAUUUUAAAUAGUAUUUUCUACGCGCCAAAUCGAAAUAUCUAUCAACAAAAUAUUCAGGUGUAGAACUUAAACAAAUUAAACAAUUAUGUACAUUUUUAAGAGACACGCGUAUAAAAAUAUUGUGAUUUUUAAUAUAUACUAUCUAACGAAAUAGAAAACUGUAAAUAUAUAAAUAAAAAUAAAUAAUAUUUAAGCACUUAAAUGAUCGAUUGUAAAUUCUGAGCAGCUGAAUAAACGGCCUAAAUCUAUACUACCUAAA